AUGGAUCAGAUCAAAACGAGGAUUACUCUGUUGGUUACUGUGAUGUGGAUCAUGUCUUUUACGGUCUGUGUGAUCGCGACUAGCUCACAAGGUAAACAAAUUCCUUAGCCUGUUUUAUCAAGAAUGCAGAAAUAUAAAAACCUUUUCAUGUUUGUUUGCUUUCUCUCGUGCAGAUGUCAUGCUGAUUUGCUUCAGUUAAGAAUAACUUAACAUGUCGUUUAUCUCUUUCACACGCAAACUGGUCAGACGAUCCAUUAAAGCUUCACUAGAAUUCUGACACAUAUGCUGACAAGGAGCCCCUGUCAGCAGCAAUUUUAACUAAGCCUUGAAGCGGAAGGCCUUCAAGUCCAUUAAAGACAAUAUUUAAAGGUCUUCUUUCCAGUCUCUUCCCGGAUAUUCGUAAUUAAAACUCAAUGGUUGCGUGAUAAGAUUUACUUUAAUAAUUUCAGCCAUUUAGAUUUUAAUUAAGUCGAAAGGGAUAUUUAUUACCUCUGAAAAAUGAUUCAGAGCGAUUUGGAUGAAUUUACACGAACGCAAAUAAUUUUUUCAUGAAGCCUUUAAUUAAUUCAUUGUCGUUCGUCUAGAACCAAAGAUCAUCAAAGAACCAUGUUGACAUAAAUAAACGAAAAUAGCCAAGAGAAAUUACUUCUUUGAGAAGUUAUCCCAUGCAGUUAUGGUUGAUCCGCACAUUUUGAAAAAACUUGCAGGAAAAAGUCAGUCUAGAAACUUGAUUCCUGUGGUGUGAUUUUUUCAACUAACAUUGCAGACAGGUCAACGUUCGCCAUGGGGCGGAGGUGCUCACUUGAACAACUUAAAUUUUCUAAAUACAUUUUUCCUGUCACUAAGUCGAGGCGGGAGAAUCUGACUAAAGCGCUUUCUAAUGUUGUUUGUUACUGUGUAUAACUCAGCAUAUUUUCAUUAGUCGCGAAAAUUCUGUCUUGGUCGCUCACGGGAAUUAAAGGUUUAAGGACACGUUUAGGUCUGUGUUAGCAAAGAGUGGGUGCCUUUUUUAUAAUGUGACGAUGUAGUUCGAGUAGGUCGGACCUCCUCCGUUUGGCCUCUGUUUGGUGGAGGAGAACUGGGAAACCCUAGUGAAUUAAAUAAGAUUUAAAUUAAAGAUCACGUUGAAUGAUAUUUGAAAAUUAAAUAGAGCAUGAAUUUAGAGAGCAAUCGUCCUUUCAUUCAUGAUGAUACCAGAUUUUUUAAUCAGUUUUGACGAUUAUUAUAGUGGAAAAUUGGAUUGGACACUUAUAAACAAGCUAUUUACUCGUGUAUUUAGAUGUAGAUCGUAGCUUAUGCUGCUUACGCUUGUCUUGCUUAGCUUUUGGCGCCUUUCGCGUUGUGUACCAAAAAGCAUUUCUCACUCUGUACUUAUAACUAUCUGUUAAAAAAGUUAAAGGUUAUUUAUGAUAAAGACUCAACAGAAGUUUAGAUAACAUUAUCAUCUCGUUUUUCCUUAUCAGCAACAUCGUCGUCGCCAUCUGCGUCAGCUUCAACAUCGCCGCCAACUCCUACAACACCUAUAGUAUUACUACCGACAUCACCUGCAGCGUCAGGAUCACCUCAACCAUCAGUAUCAGGGUCGACAUCAAAACUAGCGGCAUCAAAAUCAAUGUCCUCAUCCUCAGGAUCGCAUCACCACCAUCACCGUCAGUGGCAAAACAUCAUUUAAACCGCCAACCAGCAAUCUUUCUCAUCCCAACCAUUAGGGUCAGUGGAUUUAACGGCAUCAUUAUUCUCAUCAUCAGCUGAACAUUCAGCACUGGCAUCGACAUCACCAGCAGCGUCAGGAUCACCUCAACCAUUAGGGUCAGCAACAACAUCCGCGGAUCAUCACCUGAACAUCUAUAGCAUCUUUACCGACAUCACCAGCAGUGUCAGGAUCACCUCAACCAUCAGGGUCAGCAACAACAUCAUCGCUAGUGGAAUCAACACUAUUUUCAUCAUCACCUGAAUCUUCAGCAUCGGCAUCAGCCAAAGCAUCGAAAUCACUGGCACAAACAUCUAUAGCAUUACUACCGACAUCACCAAUGUCCUCAUCCUCAGCCAAAGCAUCGACAUCAGCACCAGCAUUACCAUCAGCAGCACAAACAUUUAUAGCAUUACUACUGACAGUACCAGCAGUGUCAGGAUCACGUCAACCAUCAGGGUCGGCAACAACAUCACCGGCAGUGGAAUCAACACUAUUCUCAUCAUCGCAUGAACCUUCAGCAUCGGCAUCAACAUCUCCAUCACCAACACCAUCAUCAAAGUCAGAAUCACCACAACGGCCAACUUCACCAUUAUCAAAGUCAGAUUUACCACAAUCGCAAUCAACACAACCAGCACCAUUGUCCACGGAACCACCAGAAUCACAAUCAACGUCUCUAUUGCGAACACCAGUUGCAUUAGGGUCAUCAUCAUCAGAACAAGAGUCUCAAUCGAUAUCAGCAUUAGCAUCAAACCAGUCAUCACCACUAUCAUUACUAACGCAAUCAAAAUCAUUACCGCAACCACCGCCGUCCACAACCUCAUCAGCAUCACAGCCACCAUCAUCACUGGCUCUAGCAUCACCACUCACAUCAGUAUCAGAAUCAACCCAAGUAUCGCCGCCACCAUCAGCGCCAGUGUCAACAGUGCCAUCACCAUUGACACCACUGCCACCAUCCCUCUCGUCAUCAUUAAUGCCUGUAUCGCCAGAGCCAUCAGAUUUUCCGUCACCGUUACCAUCAGCAGCACCACCAAAGUCUCCAUCAACUUCUCCACUUACUCCAUCACCGCAAUCCCCAUCACUUCCACAGUCACCAUCAGCACUGCAACCACCCUCAUCGUCACCACCAGUAUCACCAAUCCAGUCAACACAAUCUUUAGCUGUAACACAAUCUAAUGACAAUGUGACACAAUCUUUAGCUGUAACACAAUCUUUACCAUCCUCGUCGAUAGCAUCAACAGGUUCGACAAAACAAACUGUAUCGACGACAACAAAAACAGUUACAAGCACAGUGUCUACGUCAUCGACGUCGCAACCACCUACUACAUCGUCAAUAGGUAACAUAGUAAAUAAGUAAACCAUCCAUACCUCAUGAUUACAGCACAAUAUUAAUGCUGUAGAUCUGCUGUAUAACAUACAUAGUUCAGUUCUGUGGUGCAACAUCUACACUUCAGAUCUGUGGUCUGACAUCUGCACUUUAGAUGUGUGGUAUAAUCAUAGCGCUACCCGCUUCUUUAGUUUAUACUAACAUCCGUUAUGUUACGGGACUUGAGGGUCACUCCUGACCAUAUGACAUAUGACUUCUGCACAUGAUUCCAAAGGGGCAAUCAUGUAUCAUGGGCUAUCUGACACUUAACGUGAAACGCGCUUAAAAUAACCCGCAGGAACAACCAUUACUGAUAAAAUUUGUUUCUUUCAUUUGUAUUAUGACUACAAUAGAAGGCGCUAAGAAAUUCGAUGGAAAAGGCAAAGUGAAUGAACUUUGGGACGACGAAUAUAAAAAUAGCAGUUCCGAUAAGUACAAAGACCUCAAGAACAGGCUGGAAACCCAUUUAAGAGAAAUUUUCGAAAAGAAAUACGGAAAGAACUUGAUCAAUCUUGAGGUGGAAAACUUCCAGAAGGGGAGUAUAAUUUUCGACUUCACAGUUAUCCUUACAUCUACGACGGAUGUUAAUGCCGACAGCCUGAAGGAGGCAAUAGAGAAAAAUGAAGGGGGCUCAAACUUCACUAUUUCCGUUGAAAGUGUAAAGCAGGUCGCUGGUCCCACACCAACAGUAACGUCGCAAUCACCCACUACAUCGUCAAAAGGUAAGAUAGUGAAUAAGUAGACCAUCCAUACUUCAUUUGUAGAAAACCAUUCGCAUCUCAUGUUUGCAGCACGAUGUUCAUACUAUAGAUCUGAUGUAUAACAUUAACAGUUCAGUUCUGUGGUAUAACAUCUACAUUCAAGGCCUAUUUGUUCAAAGACCUGGCAACGCUACCCAACAGAUGAACUGCAACCCAACAGAUAAAUGUUAGCAAAACGUCCUGUGCAAUCCACAGGAUAGAGAUUUAUUCGGUGGAUAGCGUUAUCCACCCUUCGAACAUCUGGGGCCAGAUUUUUUCGUAGAACAUCCACGCUCUAGAUCUGUGGUAUACCAUCCAUAUUUCAGAUCUGUAGUAUAACAUCCACGGUUCAGAUCUGUAAUUUAACAUCUAUACUUCGGAUCUGUAGUAUAACCUCUAUACUUCAGAUCUGGGGUAUAACGUCUAUACUUCAGAUCUGGGGUAUAACGUCUGUCCUUCAGAUCUGUGGUAUAACAUCUAUACUUCAGAUCUGUAGUAUAACAUCUAUACUUCGGAUUUGUGGUAUAACAUCUAAACUCCAGAUCUGUGGUAUAACAUCUAUAUUUCAGAUCUGUGGUAUAACAUCUAUCCUUCAGAUCUGUGAUAUGACAUCUAGACUUCAGAUCUGUGGUAUAACAUCUAUACUUCAGAUCUGUGGUAGAACAUCUACACUUUAGAUGUGUAGUAUAACAUCCAUGCUUCAGAUAUUUGGUAUAACAUUUAUAUUUAAUAUCUGUGGUAUAACAUCAAUACUUUAGAUCUGUAGUAUAAUAUUUAUAUUUCAGAUCUGUGGGAUAAUAUCCACUCUUCAAAUCUGCGGUAUAACACCCGCACUUCAGAUCUGUAGUAGAACAUCCAUUCUUCAGAUCUGUGGUGUAACAUGUAUAUUUCAGAUUUGUUGUAUUACAUCUAUACGUCAGAUCUGUGGUUUAAUCAUAGUGGGUCUUCAACGCUAUCCACUGUUGUAGUUUAUACUAACAUCCUUUAUACGUCACGGAACUUUAGGGUCACUCCAAAACAUGACUUCUUCACAUCAUUGCGUAGGGGUAAGUAUGUCAGUAGCAUUCUAUCAUUGGUUAUCUGACACUUUUCGUGAAAUGUUCUUGAAAUUACCCGUACGUUCAGCCAUUACUAAUAAAAUUUGUUUCUUUCAUUUGUACUAUGACUACAAUAGAAGGUACUAAGAAAUUCGAUGGAAGAGGCAAAAUGGAGGAGCCUAGGGACAACGAAUAUGCAAAUAGCAAUUCCGUUAAGUACAAACACCUUAAGAGCAGGUCUGAAACCCAUUGAAAAGAAAUUCUCGAAAAGAAAUACGAAGAGAAUUUACUUGAUCUUGAGGUGAAAAACUUCCAUAUGGGGAGUAUAAUUUUCGACUUCACAGUUUUCCUUACAACUACGACGGAUGUUAACGCCGACAGCCUGAAGGAGGCAAUAGAGAAAGAUAGAGAAGGCUCAAAUUUCACGAUAUCCGUUGAAAGUGUAAGGUAGGUCGCUGGUCCUACACUAACGACAAUGUGUCCAAGUGAGCAACCUGAGGCGACAUCCUCUGUGAAGGCGUGGAUUUCGGUUGUGAUCACACUUGGAAUUAUAACUCUGGUUUUGCUUGCUUUGCUGCUGUGUUUAAUCGUGAGUAACGGUUAGUCCUAUAAAAGGUUUCUCUCUAGUAAACAGGGCAAUAAUAGAAGCUUUAAGUAAGAUUUGGUGCUUCCGAUAUCAAUGAGUGGAGGAUCGUAAUUAUAAUCGUCAAUCAAAGAGAAGAAGCACUUUCAGAAGGGGUCAAUGAACACUAAAACGAGAAGAGAAAGGUCACAAUACCAGCUAUAAGCGCGAAUGAUCGCGCGAAACAAGUCACGUUAGUUUCAUUGAUCGAGAAGGCAGCGCGAACAUAGAAACAAAUCGAAAAAUGAAUAUAGAAUCCAACCAGUGCCAUCACGAAUUUCUAUUGUCACUCGGUUGAAAAUUGCUCCAUUCAGAUUUAACCAAGGGUCGCAAUAGUUAGUAUGAUUAGAACACACAGCUGUUAUUCAAUCACUUCUGACCGAUUCUCAACACUAUUCUUUGGGAAAACUUCAAUCUCCUCAGCUAAGGAGUUACAAUCAAAAAGGACUUACAGUUCUAUAUUAGUGGACUCAAUGUAAUUUCAGUUGAAGCUCAUUUCGAGCCGAAACUAAUUUCUUUGUAUUUCCUCACAAAGCUUCAAAACAGAAGAUUGAAAAAUAGUUGGAAGGCGAGAAAGGCGUCAAUUCUGCACAAUGACAACGAUCCUUUUGCACAGCCUCGUAUGUACAGCAUCGAUUCCAAAAAUAUGUACUUGCUAUCUGACAUAUCGGAUGGAAGAUGAGCAAAAAGUCAUGGCUUAGCGGUGGGUUUUUACUUUCACCGUUGUCCAGUUGUAGUGAACUUUAUUAGUGUUUGUGCAGCCUUAACAAUUAAGCCUCAUUGUUAACUUUCCCUCUAGAAAUCCGAUUUAAACUUCACUUUCUCCGAGCACCUUGGUCGCUCCAUCUUGGUCUUUCUCAUCACGUGUUUUUAUUGAAUUUUUAUCUACUCUUACGAUAUUUUUUUGGCCGGUUUCCAUGGAUUAUGAGAGAUAUUUCCUCGAUGCUUUAUUGUGGGAAACGAAGGAAAUCUUUACAUAAGGUAGAUGAAAAGACGUAUAUUACAUCGAGAAAAUGCAGAAAGAGGUAAAAUGUAAAUGUAUUGGCGGAUUUUUUCUGAUUUUUCUCUUCAGCUUCUCACCCGUUGCCUUGCUUUGUUUUCGUUACACAGACAUUUAGUGCGAAGAAUGAAGGUUAUAAUGGCCCGGAAAACGACGAUGAGAAAGCAGAGCCACAAAGCUAUGAGCCUUUGCAAGCUGACAUGAAAAGUGAUGUUUCCGAAAAGGAAGACAAAGAUGAAGAGAAUGUCCAGUUCUUACCUGCAAUUGGUUUUUAUUAG
Messenger RNA from Pocillopora meandrina, 6733 nucleotides. NCBI's taxonomy places the organism in Eukaryota, Metazoa, Cnidaria, Anthozoa, Scleractinia, Pocilloporidae. The record is from the annotation of a GenBank genome assembly.